AUCUAGGCUUUUUUCCGUCUAAUUUUAACGCCACUACUGGUCUCCCUCUUGAUGCCUCUAUUGUUCUCCCUCUUCUCGUCGAUUGCUUCUUGCCCACUGUUCCUUCGCCGCCCCACGCUUCUUUGCCGCUCACCGCCCCACGAUCGAAACAUCUUCUUCAUCCCUCAACCCUGUUGUUCACAUACAUCUUCUUGGGUUCGCAGGAUGUUAAUGCAGGAUUGAUCUUUCUUUCCUCUCUUUGUCUUUCUUCAGUUCAUAACCCUUAUUUCAAGUUUGGUGGAGGAAGAAGAAACUUCUGCUUAUUGUCGUCUCCUGGCGGAUAGCAUAGCAAGAACAGAAGCAGAGAGUGCUUCGAGAGCAGAUCUACGAAGUAUAUUUCUUCUUUGAAUGUUUGUCAUCGCAAGACGAAGAAGUAGAAUUAAAAGAGAUGGAAGAGCAAGAGCAUCUACAAAUAGAGCAAGACCAUGUUGAAGAGGAUGAACAUUUAGAAGAAGAGAAAGAAAAUUUAGAAGAGUCAGAAGAACAUCUUGAGCCUAUGGUUAGUGUUGUGCAUACUGUUAUGGAUAUAUUUUAGGGCUUUUUAGGGCUUUUUUUGUUUCGGCCCUGAUGAAUCCUAGAGUGUCUUCUUCUUCGCCUAUUCUGCUCCGAUCAGGGCGUACGGAGUCAGAACCGAAGUGGUCUGAGGAGUCUGAUCUGAAGUCGUCUGAGGAUCCAAAGUCGUCGGAGGAAGCAUAUACGAAGUCGGAAGCAGAUGCAGAUCCGGUGUCGGCGAAAGGCGAUUCCGAAGCUCAGGAGUCCGAUCCGGCGAACGGCGAUUUUGUACCUGAUCCGGAGAAGUCCAAUCCGGCCGAUCACUUCUUCUUCUUCUUCUUCUCAGGUAUAUCUCUCGUGAGAAUCUCCAAUAGGUCUAUAUUUUAGAAUUGGCAAAACAGAAUAGGAACUGAACCUGAUGAUCCAAAACGGAAACCAAAAUGCUCCAAAAAGUGUAGAUUCGAUCAAUAAUCAAAUAACUGGAAUUUAUUACUGAAUUCUGGUAUGAUUUAAAAUGUGGCAAUGUAUUGCAAUCCCCUAGAUAUUAUAAAUGAGUUAAGUUCUAAACCCUUGUUUGUAGUAUAAAUACCUUUGUAUUAUCCACUGCUCCUUUAUUUAAUCCUUAUACUUAUUUGUCAAGUUGUCUAUUUAACAUAUAGAAAGAAAAACUUUUGAGAGCAAACCAAACAGAACAGAUUUUAUUACAUAAGCUGAAAUACAAAUGCCCAUCUAAAACACAAUAGAUGUUCUUCAAAGUAAAGGAGAUACACGCAAACACACAAACUUGAAAUAAAAUACUUAAAAAGAAGCACACAGUCACACAAAUAGUCCAAUGACCCUAUGUCUUUAAUCUCUCUCAAUCUUAACUCUCACCCUUGGCCUUUUUCCAUUUUCAUGGUUCUCAUAAUCAAAUUCACUCAUCUAAUCUCAUUUCAAACCAAGAGCUGUGUCCAUUUUUUCACCCCCAGGUUUCACACAUUUUUUAGACCCAACGCCUGAGUGUGAGCAAUAUUUUCCUGCCCAAAAAAAUGUCAAGCUAACAAUGUUUUAAAACUGAUUAUUAUUUAUAGUUCAAUUAUUCAAAAAAAAAAGAGAUUCAAACCUGCAACUAUUCUCAUUUAACGACUCCCAGCCAGUAGUCUAGUUCACAACACUUACGUGGCUAGAUUUCCAGUUUCAUCGAUCACCCUUAUCUUGAGUCUAUACCUGUUAUGAAAAAUGAUUAUAAUUAAAUCCAUAUAUAUCUAAAUAAAAAGUAAAGGUAGUCAAAGUUAGUACAUUAAAUUGGCACCCUUAGCGAAGCAAACAUCACCGUAGUAUUUACCAUGUUGGGGGGACAGCUUCCUAGGACAGUUAGUGCAAGAAGUGUAGCAUCAUGAACCAUGCAUUUCAAUGCCAAUAAGAGUAUAGAUCAAAUUAAAAAAAUUCUGCGCUACAUUUAACAAUCAAAGUCUAAUUAUUUUUUGAAGGAAUGUGUAAUAUAUUAUUUUAGUGGCAAGCUCUUUCCUUUCCCAAACUGCCUUGAUUGUUUUUACCCUCCAAUUAAGUGAUGAUCCCAAAUCACUGCUAGAUCAGCUGCUCAAACUUAUUAGUUUAGUUAUAUCAGGAUGCGUUAUGAACCAAUGUGAACACAAGAACUUUAUCUUAAACAUUUCAUUGGUGUAUAUGACUCUCUCUCUCUCUCUCUCUAUAUAUAUAUAUAUAUAUAUUGAAGUACACAAAUCUUUUUUUGCAAAUACCUAUUCCUGUAGCCACUAAUCUCAGUGCACUAUUGGUCCGUUAUCAAUGGAGAGAUAUUAUAGUAUGCAGAUGGAUAUUCUUUAAUGGAGCCUGUACCAUGAUUAGAAAAAAGUGAAAUUUGUAGUGAAUAGGACUAAAACAUAAGUCAUUUC
This is a messenger RNA of Cuscuta campestris, 2423 nucleotides long. NCBI's taxonomy places the organism in Eukaryota, Viridiplantae, Streptophyta, Magnoliopsida, Solanales, Convolvulaceae. The record is from the annotation of a GenBank genome assembly.